Molecule: messenger RNA, 867 nt
Organism: Gloeophyllum trabeum ATCC 11539
Lineage: Eukaryota; Fungi; Basidiomycota; Agaricomycetes; Gloeophyllales; Gloeophyllaceae
Exons: 1
Coding region: 43-720 (225 amino acids)
Source: RefSeq, a predicted model, not a curated record
CCCACACACUUUCGCAUUGUAAUUGGAGUCAUCGCCGGGGGGAUGGGGUUCAGUAUACUGCUCUUGUUUGCGAUCCUGAUGUAUCUGAAAUACCGUCGCUAUCGCCCCCGUGCCACCGGGGCCAUUGGAAAACCUCAGCAUAUCCUCAAGCUAGCGAAAUUGGAAGAUUCCGAGAGGCCUUCCUUCGAACAUCAGGAGAUUAGUUACGGCCAUUCGAAAUACAAGUCCCACGCACUUCUCAGCGUUGGAAUCGACUGCGCUCCCUUAUUUCACCAAUCUGGCUCUCCGAAUUCAGGGUCGCCGGACAGCGCAGUGCGCAAAUGGGCAAUCGACGCCUUCCCGAGCAGAAGGAGGGACUCCCGACCAAAGUCUUUGUCCACUAUCAUCACCGGACGAGAAUAUAAUUCUCGCUACAUCCACAGACGGGAAAGAUCCUUCACGGAACCCGCGAUGGAGCGCAGCGGUGCUUUGCCAUCCCUGCUGAUUUCUCCUGACGCGUGUCCACGAGCAUAUACACCGAGCAUGUCCGCCGCGUCACCGGGGACUACAUCCUGCGCGACCACGCCUACCCAUACGGAUGUGAUCAGCCAAUUGGAACAGUUGCAGAGGGAGGUCGAUAUGCUGCGAAGGGAGCAGAGAAACUUGGCACAGGGCUUACGGGAUGAUCCCCCGCCGAGUUACGUAGAGGGAGCAAGUUCACGUACGAAGGAUGAUAGGUAGUCGCAGAACCUUGGAAGUUUCUGAGUAUCUGAGGAGGUGGAGCUGCGCUUCACCCAUAUGUAUUGUGUAUUUUGUGUCGCUUUUGUAGCAUUCGGUCUUCACCCUGUAUUUAUAGCACGAACGAAGGGCGGCUCGCCUCUGUCCUGA